GAACAUUGAAUACUGCAAUGGAGGGUGUUAUAUACGGUCUGGACCCUCCGUCAGUUGAACUCGGGCCUCGGAGUGAGUAUUCAACCAAGUUGUCCUUCACGCAUCGUCUUAUCCACCAUCCAAGUCCAAUAACCAAUCAACAUGUGCCUGAUCGGUCUCUUGCUACCCGUCAACCAUAGGGAAAAGCCACGGAAACACAGAUCCAGGUACUCCUGCCACAAAUGCUCGGAGCACUCAUACCGGGAGAAGGAUGAGACGAAGAUUUCCGAGCAUCGCCAUGGAGAGAGAUCUCACCGGCGGGGGGAGAAGGAGAUGAAGGGUUCUGGGCGUCAAUACCGAGAGAGAUCGCACCGGCUUGUAAAAGAUGAGACGAGUGAUCUAGAGCGUCCACAACGCGAGAGAUCCCACCGGCGAGAAGAGGGCGAGACCAGGAACUCGGAGCGUUCAUAUCGAGAGAGACGCUCCCUGCGAGAGAAGGACGAGACGAGGGCUUCGGCAGUGGUAGCUGAAGAAGCUCUGGCACGGCUGUGCCUGACGCUCGAGCAAAGCCUGCUGGAAGAGCAGCGAAGAUGGAGAUACCAAGACCGACUGGAUCGGCUGGAGAGACAGCGCCUGGGACUUGAGGGCGAGCCGACACGGUCCGAAGCAGCUCCCCCGUACAGUCUGAGGGACGAGAAUCCGCGCCCACCAACAGCUGAGCCUCAGUAUGAGACCGGUAUGUCCGGUAGCCCAGGGCGUUGCAACAGAGAGUCGGCCAUCUGCUGUCGUAGCUGCGUUUGCACUCGAUGCGGUUCCGCCAACCUGAAGUGCCCGACUGUCCCCGAGCUUGACGAUACUCAGGCCAGUUCACUCUUUGAGAUUGGUGCGGAGCCGCCGAGACGACGGAUUGGGACUGUUGGCCGCCCUAUUUCGGCUUGAGGACACGCGACGGGAGUGGUAACAUUGGUG
Molecule: messenger RNA, 948 nt
Organism: Parathielavia appendiculata
Lineage: Eukaryota; Fungi; Ascomycota; Sordariomycetes; Sordariales; Chaetomiaceae
Exons: 1
Coding region: 142-918 (258 amino acids)
Source: RefSeq, a predicted model, not a curated record